CUUCAGUGUUUUAAUUCUUUUCCAAGUUUCAAGCCUACUACUUCUACCAUGAAGGUUGGGAUAGCAGCUUUUAUAGCAGGAAUCCUUGGUGGGAUUGGUGUUCUACUGUUUCUCAUAUCUUUUGGAACAGAUUAUUGGCUGCUAGCUACAGAGACAUGUGGUAUCUUUGAACCUGGAAAUAACACUCUUCAGACUGAGGAGGUCGAAGUCUGGGGCGAGACCAGAAAAGAGAUCCUCACUUUUCAUCAUGAAGGUUUCUUUUGGAGAUGUUGGUUCUUUGGCAAGGAUUAUGAGGAGACCAUAUGGAACUUCUGGUUCACUAACCAACCACACCCCAAGUUCUGCAUGCACGGCUACCUGUUUCCUAUGCCCAUUGCUCUUGGACCUGUUCCACAUCCUUCCUAUGAUGCAACUGCAGUGUACAGAGGCUUCUGGACUGCAUUUAUCAUGGUAGCUGUCGCUGCCAGUCUGGUGGGAGGAUUCCUGUUGGUGUGUGGUGUGCCCUUUGUCAAUGCUAGAUUUUAUAAAGUAGGAGGCGGAUUCCUCAUCACAUCUGGAGGUUUGUUUUUCCUGCUUGUAUUUCUGUUUGUGAUAUGGAAGGAGGUUGCAGCUGAUCUCCAGAAAUACAUACUUCUAGAAAGAAGUGAAAAAUGCAUGGAGGACACCGUUGUGAAUGUGUAUUAUGGAUGGUCAUUUAUGUUUGCUGCAGCAGGGGUUCCCUUGGUUUUAAUUUCAGGACUUCUCUUUUACCUUGUUGGCCAAAGCAUUCUGAAAGCACUGGAGUAAAAAAAAAUCUGUAGAGUUAAGAUGUGUUCUGAUUAAAAUCUUUUAAUGCUGUCUGGAAAUUUGGUCGCAUCAGUUUUGGAGAUUAGACAAUUUUUGUAGUCAUAUUUUGCCAGGUUAUGUGCUUGAUCAAGAGUCACAGUUGAAUAAAGUCAAGGAAGGAACACUGCAAAAAUACAAAACCAGUCACUUAAAAAAAGAUGGUCCUGAAUCUAAACCCACGCCCCAAAUAUUUAUACUGUGUAAAAGUUCAUAUGGAUUUCCUUGAUCUGCCUCUAAUUGGAAAGACCAAUGCCUGAAUACCAAG
Gavialis gangeticus (Gharial) is the source of this 1090-nucleotide messenger RNA. Its product is annotated as transmembrane protein 182-like. The record is from RefSeq and is a predicted model, not a curated record. Bases 49 to 786 code for a protein of 245 amino acids. Lineage: Eukaryota; Metazoa; Chordata; Crocodylia; Gavialidae. The transcript is spliced from 5 exons. Gene Ontology annotation, cellular component: membrane.